AUGCUUUCAGGACUUCUCCUUGAAGACGCCCUCCUGUUCAAUGCAACCAAAAAGGUCAGCAACACCCCAGACAAGCUGCUCUUCUUGAGCAUCAUCGCGGGGAUAUGGGUUGGUUUGGGCGGCGUGGUCGCUGUGAGUGCUGCAGGUGGUGUUCCUGAAGAUGUGCGAAAGCAAUGGGUAUCGCUGCCAAAGUUCUUGAUGGGGUCUUUUUUUGCAUUUGCGUUGCACUUCAUCGCCCUUUUCGGAGGCGAGCUCUUUACAGGCAAUACCAUGUAUCUGGCCAUUGGCUGGUUCAACAGGGUGGUUUCAUUCCGCUCACUCAUGCUCAACUGGUUCGUGGUCUAUAUUGGGAAUUGGGCAGGCUGUCUCCUCGUGGCCUACUUUCUCGGCUACCUGACCAACCUUUUUGGCUCGGAGCAAUAUAGAAUCUUCCUCAAUGAGAUUGUGGUUGGCAAACUUGAAGCUCUUGGAUGGGGCGAGAUCUUCCUGCGCGGAAUUGGAGCAAACGCCAUGGUUUGCAUUGCUCUGGUCAUGGGCAUUGCUGCGCGCGAUGCAGCGGGUAAAAUAAUGGCACUUUGGUUUCCUGUGGUUGUCUUUGUGCUAUCUGGUUACGAGCAUUGUGUUGCAAACAUGAUAUUCUGCUCUCUCGGACUCAUGUACGGUGGACAUUCCACAAUAGGCAGGCUGUGGUACAACCAAUCUGCUGCGGUCUGUGGUAAUAUUCUUGGAGGAGUCAUCUUCAUCGGUCUGGUCGCACAUCUGAUGAACCACUGGUCUUCGCCCAUUUUCCAGAGCGUCCCUGGAGCGGGUACACUUGCGGCGCAGGACGUCGAGAGCUCGAGACGGGCCAGAGACGUACCUGAUUUGCAUCCGGCCGACAUCAUAGCACGAGCAAGAUGUGCCGUAAGUGCAAGGGCGGUGCCGGCAGUACCGGCCACACAGGGGAAGGAACCAGAGGUCGAUCUCGAGAUGGGAACUACUACCCCGACGGAAGUUCCUGCCAUUCAUAUCAGCGUUCCUGAGAGGCAUGUAGAGAGAUGCCCGUGUCAGGACAUCCCUGUUGGAGGCCAUGUCGAGGCGAUGGAGCGAAGGAAAGCAAUUCGUGCGAUGCGCGAAACAGAGAGUCAAGUAGCAUGA
Exophiala bonariae is the source of this 1137-nucleotide messenger RNA. RefSeq lists its product as uncharacterized. Gene Ontology annotation, biological process: transmembrane transport; nitrite transport. Bases 1 to 1137 code for a protein of 378 amino acids. The transcript has 5 exons. Gene Ontology annotation, molecular function: high-affinity secondary active nitrite transmembrane transporter activity. NCBI's taxonomy places the organism in Eukaryota, Fungi, Ascomycota, Eurotiomycetes, Chaetothyriales, Herpotrichiellaceae. The record is from RefSeq and is a predicted model, not a curated record. Gene Ontology annotation, cellular component: plasma membrane.